Molecule: messenger RNA, 2248 nt
Organism: Cygnus atratus (black swan)
Lineage: Eukaryota; Metazoa; Chordata; Aves; Anseriformes; Anatidae
Product: alpha-mannosidase 2x
Exons: 14
Biological process (GO): N-glycan processing; mannose metabolic process; protein deglycosylation
Cellular component (GO): Golgi membrane
Molecular function (GO): alpha-mannosidase activity; carbohydrate binding
Source: RefSeq, a predicted model, not a curated record
CGCGGCAGCCGGCGGGGCCCGGGCGGGCGAUGUGAGCAGCGGGGCCGGGCCGCGGAGCCGCCCAGGGCCCGUCCCCGCGGCCCGCCGGGAUGAAGCUGAAGAAGCAGGUGACGGUGUGUGGAGCUGCCAUCUUCUGCGUGGCUGUCUUCUCCCUCUACCUGAUGCUGGACCGGGUGCAGCACGACCCCGCGCGCCACCAGAGCGGGGGCAACUUCCCCAGGAGCCAGAUCUCGGUGCUGCAGAACCGCAUCGAGCAGCUGGAGCAGCUGCUGGAAGAGAACCACGAGAUCAUCAGCCACAUCAAGGACUCGGUGCUGGAGCUGACGGCCCACGCGGAGGGACAGCCGGCACUGCCCCGCCACCCACCCAACGGCUCCUGGGCGCUGCCCCCUGAGAGUCGCCCGAGCUUCCUCUCCGUGUCCCCACAGGACUGCCAGUUUGCCCUGGGGGGCAAGGGCCAGAGCCCAGACCUGCAGAUGCUGGCCGUGUACUCCCUGCUGCCCUUUGACAACCAGGACGGCGGUGUGUGGAAGCAGGGCUUCGAUAUCACCUAUGAGCCCAAUGAGUGGGACGCUGAGCCCCUGCAGGUGUUUGUGGUGCCGCACUCCCACAAUGACCCCGGCUGGAUCAAGACAUUUGACAAGUACUACUAUGACCAGACGCAGCACAUCCUCAACAGCAUGGUGCUGAAGAUGCAGGAGGACCCCCGCCGGCGCUUCAUCUGGUCUGAGAUCUCCUUCUUUUCCAAGUGGUGGGACAACAUCAGUGCCCAGAAGCGGGCUGCGGUGCGGAGGCUGGUUGGGAACGGGCAGCUGGAGAUGGUGACGGGUGGCUGGGUGAUGCCCGACGAGGCCAAUUCGCACUACUUCGCCAUGAUCGACCAGCUGAUCGAGGGGCACCAGUGGCUGGAGAAGAACAUCGGCGUGACGCCGCGGUCAGGCUGGGCCGUUGACCCCUUUGGGUAUAGCUCCACCAUGCCCUACCUGCUGAAGCGCUCCAACCUGACGGGCAUGCUCAUCCAGCGUGUGCACUACGCCAUCAAGAAGCACUUUGCUGCCACACAGAACCUGGAGUUCAUGUGGAGACAGACGUGGGACCCAGACUCCAGCACUGACAUCUUCUGCCACAUGAUGCCCUUCUACAGCUAUGACGUGCCCCAUACCUGCGGGCCCGAUCCCAAGAUCUGCUGCCAGUUCGACUUCAAGCGCCUGCCAGGCGGCCGGAUCAACUGCCCGUGGAAGGUGCCGCCCCGCGCCAUCACCGAGGCCAACGUGGCAGAGCGAGCCCAGCUCCUGCUGGACCAGUACCGCAAGAAGUCCAAGCUGUACCGCAGCAAGGUGCUGCUGGUGCCCCUGGGAGACGAUUUCCGCUACGACAAGCCACAGGAGUGGGACGCUCAGUUCCUCAACUACCAGCGCAUCUUUGACUUCCUCAACUCCCAGCCCCACCUCCACGUGCAGGCGCAGUUCGGGACGCUGUCUGACUACUUUGAUGCCCUCUACAAGAAGGUGGGCAUUGUGCCGGGCAUGAAGCCGCCUGGGUUCCCAGUGCUGAGUGGCGAUUUCUUCUCCUACGCGGACCGGGAGGAUCACUACUGGACAGGCUACUUCACCUCCCGGCCUUUCUACAAGAGCCUGGACCGCGUGCUGGAGGCCCACCUCCGGGGGGCAGAGAUCCUGUACAGCCUGGCGCUCGCCCACGCCCGCCGUGCCGGCGCCGACAGCCGGUACCCGCUGUCCGACUACGCCCUGCUGAGCAACGCCCGCCGCAACCUGGGGCUCUUCCAGCACCACGACGCCAUCACGGGCACCGCCAAGGAGGCCGUGGUGGUUGACUAUGGAGUCCGGCUGCUCCACUCCCUCUCGAGCCUCAAACGCGUCAUCAUCAACGCUGCGCAGUACCUGGUGCUGGGGGACAAGGACGCCUACCGCUACGACCCCGCCGCACCCUUCCUCAGCACGGACGACACGCGCCUCAACCAGGACUCGCUCCCAGAGAGAACAGUCAUCAAGCUGAGCGCCUCGCCACGAUUCCUGGUUGUGUUCAACCCACUGGAGCAGGAGCGCCUGAGCGUCGUGCCGGUGCUGGUGGACUCCCCGCAUGUGCGCGUGCUGUCUGAGGAGGGGCAGCCCCUGCCUGCCCAGCUCACUGCACAGUGGGGCUCCGCCACCAACAUGGUGCCUGAAGUCUACCAGGUAUGGGGCGCCCCACCGCCCACUGCCGCCCCCGUCCUCGCCCUGCACAGCCC